This is a messenger RNA of Saccostrea cuccullata (small rock oyster), 1470 nucleotides long. RefSeq names its product calcitonin gene-related peptide type 1 receptor-like. Gene Ontology annotation, biological process: adenylate cyclase-modulating G protein-coupled receptor signaling pathway. Gene Ontology annotation, cellular component: plasma membrane. The transcript is spliced from 6 exons. The record is from RefSeq and is a predicted model, not a curated record. Gene Ontology annotation, molecular function: G protein-coupled peptide receptor activity; peptide hormone binding. The coding region runs from base 902 to 1423 and encodes 173 amino acids. Lineage: Eukaryota; Metazoa; Mollusca; Bivalvia; Ostreida; Ostreidae.
UUUCUUAUAGACGCGUAAGUGGAUCGCUGACUUCAUUUUAAGAAUAUCUUAAACAUGUUUUAUUCGACUUCAUAUGUGGUGUUUUAUCACAAAAAGAUCUAGUGCCGUCUUCAGAUUCAUUGUGUUGAUGAAAUACGGAACAUAACUUCGUCUUUUUUCAUCGAACUAACGGGCAUGUUAGAUAAACUCACAUAAAACAUGCCUUCACUUUUAAUAUACAACUUACAAGGAUUUUAAUUAAUUACUUUGGAUUAAGUUGCACUUUAAAGGAGGUGAAAUAAAAUACAGGUUACAAUACUGCAUGUAACUCGUGGAAUGAAUGUCGUGUAAACAAGGGGGGAGCUUUUCUUCAUCGGCGUCGACAGCGGUGACCACAUAUGACCCUGACGUUUACCUCAUAGCACCGACAGAAAGACACAGCGAUGGAAUUCUGAAUCAAUGCCCUAGUAUUGAAAUCCCCAUGCCAAAGAAUCGAAGAGUGUCCGGAAUUUUGAAUAUUCUGAUUACAAACGACAUUGUUCUGUUUGGAACGUUGAUGUGUCGAUGAAACAUAAAUAAGAAUUUUCAAAGUUGGAAUGAGAAAACAAUGCGAUAAAUUUAGCAAUUCUCUCUUGUUUUAUGGUUACGCCGGCUGUGUUAGAGAUUUGAAUCGCAUCCUUAUUAGCGAAUACUGAAUGACAACUGUAGAUGAUUACAAUUAUACGUUUAACUGCUACACCUCACACAGCUCCCGGAGGCAAAAGAAAUGGGGAAAAAAUAAUUAAACUGGCCUAAUUGAUAUGGUAUUUCAGAGGCGAGAGACAGAGAGGAGAAAUCAUUAUUUCAGACACAGCGCUUCCAAUUAAAGAAUUUAGUGUGAAGAUGUUUGUCAGGGAAUAUCAAUGACUUCUUUGUGCAUGCCAUGGAAUUCCUACUGUGCAAUGUCGCUUUUUGGACUGUCGUAAUAAUUCCACAGACGGUUUACGGCAGAGGGUGCUAUCAAGAUCCGAAGGUGUACAUUGUUAAACUAAGUUACGAGAAACAACUGGUUCUUCUAUUGAAGGCGAAGGAGACAUGUCUUACGACAAGGAAGAUCCCCAAUACAGCGAUAUCAGGUUCUUACUGCAAUCAAACCUUCGAUAAUGUCGUCUGCUGGCCCGACACAAGGGCGGGAACUGUGGCUGAACAAAACUGCCCUAACUACAUUAACAACUUCGACACACGAGCAAAAGCUCGGCGUGAGUGUUUACCAAAUGGCCAAUGGUACGUAAACCCUUACUACAAUCAAACAUGGACGGACUUCACAGAGUGCCAACACACGAACGACCCUCCGGUGUCUCUUGUGCAUCACCUUCCGGGGAUAGACAAACUCAAUUUUAUCGGGUAUUCCAUUUCCCUAACCUGUCUGGUUGUCGCCGUGGGAGUCAUGAUUAAAUUCAGGUGAGAUUCAGAGAGCAAUUCAUCUAUAAAAUUACUCCAAUUACUUAAUUA